AUGCCGUACGUUGACCCCGCCAAUUACCCCACGGCUAUUCCAGAGGGUGGCUGGCAUGCGGACGUCGACGAUGCUGAUGACUUCUGUCUUCCACCCGGCCUUGACACGGACCUCUUCCUCUACCGUGCCGAACGUGUGGACGGCUCGCUCUUCUGGGUCGUGAAGGAGAAUGCGCGCACGGCUGUGCGCUCACCCACUACUGAGCAGCUGGCCGCAGCUAUCAGCUUCUCCAAGGAUCCCCUUAUCCGCGCCCUCCGGGCCGAGAUUGGCACUCUCCACGCUCAGCUGCCUCAGCCGCAGGGCCCACAAGGCCCCGCUCAGGCCGCCGCCAUCCAUCCUCAGCAAGUUCGCCUGCCGUUGCCGCAUAGCUUCAGCGGAGUGCCCACCAAGGAGGGGGUGUACGACCCAGAGCUGCGCGACUUCACCGUCACCAUUAGCCAUUACGUGUACACCCAGAGUCAGGAACUAGGCGUGACCUUCAACGAAGACAGGAAGAUUCGCGUCUUCUCAAGCUUCCUUGAACAAUCCGCGGCCCGCUGGUAUCAUCAGCUGCUUCAGGAACGGGACAUCACCUUGCGCAGCGGCCAACCCUACACCGGCCCGCUCAAUGACACCGAUGCACUGGUCGCGGCUUUCCUACGCAAAUAUGAAGACGUCAACAUCCGCGCUACGGCAAAGCACAAGAUCCGCACUCUCCAGCAGGAUGGUACGGCAGAGGUGCACGUGCGCUUCUUUAAGGAGUACGCACUACUCAGCGGCUAUGGCGAGGAAGCGCUCAUCGACUGGUUCAAGUCGAGCCUCAAGGUCGCCCUAAAGGACAAGGUCAAUGGACAGGGCAAGCAGUGCCCAACCACGCUGGAGGGCUGGUAUGAGGACACCAUCCUCUUUGACCGGCAGUAUUGUGAGGAUCAGCUGGAUCAUGCAUUGGCACGCAAGUCUUCGCAGCCGGCCACCGGUAAUACGUCCUCGCGCAACUAG
This is a messenger RNA of Peniophora sp. CBMAI 1063, 978 nucleotides long. The record is from the annotation of a GenBank genome assembly. Lineage: Eukaryota; Fungi; Basidiomycota; Agaricomycetes; Russulales; Peniophoraceae.